UCUCCCUCUCGGUGUGUCUCGUGCUGUGAGUCGCGCAGGGCGGCCUCUCAUUGGCUGCCGGCGGACUCCCGGAGCAGGUCGCUCUCCUCGGUGCUGAAAUCGCUGCUCGUCGUGAUAAUGUGAACGGCGAUGAGGCCAAACGGAGCGCCCGUCAUACAAACACCAAAAUGGACGAUGAUCUGUUCCAACUGAGACAGCUGCCGGUUGUUCGCUUCCGUCGCACAGGUGAGAGCACACGCUCCGAGGAUGAUGGCGAGAACAGAGAUCAGGUUAUCAAGGUCCCAGAGCAGAAUGAUCUGGAGUCUGUGGCGCUCACAGACGGAGCUCCGGUACCCCGGGAGUUUGCCAAUCCCACGGAUGACACGUUCAUGGUAGAAGAUGCCGUGGAGGCCAUCGGCUUCGGGACGUUUCAGUGGAAACUCUCCAUCCUCACUGGUCUGUCCUGGAUGGCUGAUGCUAUGGAGAUGAUGAUCCUCAGCAUCUUAGCCCCUCAGCUGCACUGUGAAUGGAGGCUGCUCAGCCUGGAGGUGGCGCUGCUAACAUCGGCCGUGUUUAUCGGGAUGAUGAUCAGCUCGUCUCUUUGGGGAAACAUAUCGGACAGAUACGGCAGAAAGACGGGUCUGAAGAUGAGCGUGCUGUGGACGAUGUUCUACGGCCUGAUGAGUGCUUUUGCACCGAUUUACGGCUGGAUCCUCGUCCUCCGCGCGCUGGUGGGCUUUGGGAUCGGUGGAGCACCUCAGUCGGUGACACUGUAUGCUGAGUUUCUGCCCAUGAAGUCCAGAGCCACGUGCAUCCUGCUAAUGGAGAUAUUUUGGGCUCUGGGCACCGUGUUUGAGGUCCUCUUAGCGAUUCUGGUGAUGCCCACUCUGGGCUGGCGCUGGCUGCUCGGCCUCUCCACCAUCCCUCUCUUCAUCUUUGCAUUCUUCUCCUUCUGGUUACCAGAGAGCGCUCGGUACGACGUGCUGACGGGGAAUCAGGAAAAAGCUCUGGCCACACUGAAACGCAUCGCUUCAGAGAACGGAGCACCGAUGCCGCUUGGAAAACUCAUCGCUGCUAAGCAGGAGGAGCGUGGUAAGAUCAAAGACUUGUUUUCAUCACACCUUUGUAUGACCACCGUGCUGCUUUGGUUCAUUUGGUUUGCGAACGCCUUCUCUUACUACGGGCUGGUGCUGCUCACCACAGAGCUGUUUCAGGAGGGAGGUACGUGUGGAGUGUCCAAAAGUAGUAAGGAGGAGCUUCCAUGCAGCCUGGAGUGUAAAUAUCUGAACUCUGACGACUACAAAGACUUACUGUGGACCACAUUAUCUGAAUUCCCAGGACUGCUGGUGACACUGUGGGCCAUCGAUCGUCUGGGCAGGAGGAAGACGAUGGCGUUGUGUUUCUUCAUCUUCUCCAUGUGCAUCAUUCCUCUCUACGGCUGUGUGGGGAGAGUGUCCAUGACAGUGUUGAUAUUCAUCGCCAGAGCGUUCAUCGCGGGGGGAUUCCAGGCGGCGUAUGUUUACACUCCAGAGGUUUACCCAACAGCCACCCGAGCUCUGGGACUGGGAACCAGCAGUGGGAUGGCCAGAGUAGGAGCUCUCAUUACACCUUUUGUUGCCCAGGUGAUGUUGGAGUCCUCCGUGUACCUGGCGCUCUCUGUGUACUGCUGCUGCUGUCUCCUCGCCGCCUUCGCCUCCUGCGCGCUGCCGAUCGAGACGACGGGACGGGGCCUGCAGGAGUCCAACCAACGCGAGUGGGGCCAAGAGAUGGUGGGCCGGGCCCCUUCCCGUGGCUCAGCGGGAAACUCUCAGUCCAGUCCUGGAUCUCAGGGCUGAGUUCAGACUGACAGCGUGUUAGAGAGCGGACUGCGAUGAGAAAAAAAAGAGGGAGGGAGAACAGAAAGCGCUCUCUGUGUCCGUCUGCCAUCCCGUGACUCUUCAGUUUAGGCACCACAGUGGCCGCACAGUAGUUUACUGUAAAUUAUUACUGUAUAGUCUUCAGCCGUCAUCGCUGUCACAACAGCUGACUAUCUGCACACGGGUUGUCAGGAAAGACAGAAUAACCUCCACGAGUGCAGAGCUGUCAAAUUAAAUGCUGGAGAAAAAUGCAAAACAUUUUUGAACAAGUGAGAAUUCAAACCCUUAAUGCAAAGUGUGUGCGCAUUUUGUUUUAUCUUAAAGUAGAGAAGUAAAGGCGAAAACAUGCUAGGAGUAAUCUUCAUAUGAUACCAACUGUGUGUGUGCUUAGAGCUUCGUCUGUUAACAUCCUGGAAAAAGAUGCUUAGAGAACAUGUGCACACAAACAGCCUGUUAGAUCAUCUAAGAUCGAUUUCACGAGCAUCAGAGAGAAGGACAGUUAUUCAUCUUUCAAUUUAAAGAAAGACACACUAAGGCCUCGUCCACACGUAGGCGGGCAUUUCGUUGAACAGAGGUUUUCCUCCUCCUGUUUAAAAAAUGAUCCCGUCCACAAACGCUUAGUCAUCAAAAACAUCUUCGUCCACAUGAAAACACAAAACGCACUGUUACAGCUGUCAUGAGCACGCCAGGUCGUAAACGAUGUCCUUGACAUGUUAAAAUGUUCUCUCCAUUCCUCUGCAAUGACCGUUUCAUUUUACAACGUUGUCCUUUCUGGUGUCUCUGCUCGUCAACAUAGUGGGAGAGUAACUGUGUGUGUACAUGUUGGCAUGUUAAAAAAGUCCAGUUAGCACCGUUAGCACCAGCACUAGUUUGGUCACGUCCGCUAUCGUUCUGAUCUCAUGUAAACAAAAGUGACAGCGUCGCAUGAUGGCGUCAACGGAGGAGAAACCGACGCAUCGCGUGACUUUACAGCCCAAAGCUUCAGUUUUCCUCAACUACACAGAAACACCUUAAACAGAGUUUCUGAACAUCUUCACUUUAGAAGGAGUUUUACAAAAAGUGCUGCGUGUGGACGAGGUCUAAGCCUCUGACUUUAUGUAUCCAUGAAGCAUCCUUCCUUAACCUGAUUUCUUGUGUCGGUGUUGUUUCACAUCUUUACAUUGACUAUGACAGACUCAAAGGCAGGUGUUACUCCAGUUAUGACAAAAACAAACUCAUAUCCUGAUCAUGAUGAGGUCAUUUUAUCUUCAACAGGAUGACAAACGACUUCAAACAGCGACAGCAUUUCAUAUCUAGAGAACUAACUGAGACGAGUGGGCGACAUUAUGGAGGGAAGGUUUUCGAUGUUUUUCGGUCCCACGUGUUUUAAAACCAUAUAGUAGUGUUGUAGUCAAGACCAGACUAACCCAGACCAAGACAUACCAGAGACCAGAGUGCUCCGAGACCGAGACAAGACCAAGACCAGGGCAGGGCAAGACCGAGUCAGGACCAAGACAUUAGGGAUCGAGACCUUCAAAAAGUGAUCUCGAGACCAAGACCGAUUUUGAGUCCUACAACACUACGACACAUUCUGCCAACAUUUCUGUACUGAAAUGUUUCCAACGUAUUUGUUCAGUUGAGACGCAGGAAGUCACUCUUAGUGAUUCAAAAUGAGAAAUCACAAAACAUCGUGUGCUGAGGACUUGUAUUUUUCUUGCUGUGGUAUUGAAACGGUAAUAAGAUAAUUAAAUUUUAGUAGAACCAUAUCAAAGUUUAAAAAUCUGGUAUCGUAAAAACCGCAAAUGUAAGUUAUAUUAAUACAAAUAAAUCUCAGCAUCACCCAAAAACUAACGUGAUGUAAAAGUGACGCUAACAUGAGGAUAUGAUGUCACUUCUAAAUCAUGAUGCACACGUGGACUCGCGCUGCAAAAACUCCAAUCUUAACAAGUGUAUUCGUCUCAUUUUCUAGUUCUAAUAAUUUAAAACACUUAACAAAGGCCACAUUCACCUGACAAGUCCAGACUAACAUUUUAAUCAAGAUAUUACAAGUAGGGGCGCCGGUAUGGAUUCAUGCUGUAGUGGUUAGUGUGUACGGCCCCCUAUGUACUGAGCAAUAGUCAUUAGGGUUAGGGUUAGGUUUGACGUCAGUUUGGGAUCCCUGACCACUUCCUGUUUCUGUGCUUCAGUUCAUGUCAUAACCUUCCAUCAAUAGAAGCUCCAUAGUUUAUUUCAAAAUAAAAGCAUGGUUGAACUUAAACAGCAGCUAGAGUACUCUCAGCUUAAGACAGUACAAAACUUCAAAAUAAAAGCCUAACAAUUUUUAAUUUUAAAAUGGGAAAUAAUGGAAUUUCAAACAUGAUAAAAAAAUGUGAUUUAUUGCGAUUAACUUUUGAAAUUAAGAGGUUAAUUACAAUAAAAAACAUUAUCCUAUAUAUAUUAGUAUAUAAACGUGUCCACUAUGAUCUUGUUUGUUCACAAAGCAGCGUCAGUAUUAAUAUCUGUCUGUUUCAUAACAAGACAAAAACUCCUCCCAGGAGAGUUAAGAUUGUUGACACAAAAUUCAUUAGGUAAAAUUUACAUUUUACGUUUGUUGAAAUUAGUUUCAAAGCUUAUUUCCAGAAACUUGACGAGUAAGUCUGGACCUGUCAGGUGAGCGUGGCUUCUUCUACUUGUAAUGACAUAUCUUAGAGUAUAAAUAAGACGAUCACACUUGGUGAGAUUUGAGUUUUUUCAACUUCACACAUGCAUUUACAAGCAUUUCUCUGGAUGUAACAUUCUGUAAAUGAUGUACAAAUACUCGAUUUAGUUGUUGUCUUUGCUUUUGUUUGUGACAAAGGUGACGUGAUGACGGACAGUUGGAUUGUACCACAGCGUUUUGUCGAAGAGAUUUAACUAGUUCAGGUCCUGCGAGCGAGCCGACUCCUACCUGCCAGUGUUUGAUAUUGUGCUGCAUUAAAUGUGUGUGUGCACAGAUUCUUGUCAACACACUGGAUGUAAAUGUGUAUGAUACUGUAGUAAAUAAUCUUUCAAAAAGA
This is a messenger RNA of Labrus bergylta (ballan wrasse), 4849 nucleotides long. RefSeq names its product SV2 related protein a (gene svopa). Lineage: Eukaryota; Metazoa; Chordata; Actinopteri; Labriformes; Labridae. The record is from RefSeq and is a predicted model, not a curated record. Gene Ontology annotation, biological process: transmembrane transport. Gene Ontology annotation, cellular component: membrane. Gene Ontology annotation, molecular function: transmembrane transporter activity.